GCUCAUUCAUUCGUUCAUAUAAAAUCUAUUUUUGGGGUAUCAUCUCCAUUAUUUCAAGAAACAAGAAACAUAGUUUAGUAGUAGCAAUUAUGGGUUCGAGCAGCAGUCGUAUAAAAGCAUCAUCAUCGUCAUCAUCAACAAGAGGGUCGAGACUCAAACGGACUAAGCUCAAACUUUCUUCUCUCCUUUGUGGUGCUUCCACUUCUCAGUCGGACCUUGAGCUUGAAAUUCAUCCCCAAAAUUUGCUGGGAAGUUCAUUAGAAGAUCAACCUCUGGUUGGUGAUUUUUCCCGGUAUUCUGUAGCAGAACCUUCUUCAACAUUUAGUUCAGAAGUUGGUCAUGCUAGUUCCAAACCUGAGACUGGAUCCUCAUCAGAAAACACUAGUGGUCUUAUUGAGGAUGCUUUUGUUGAAUAUAAUUUGAUAAAUGCCGAAGUGAACAUCAAUAGUGCAUGCCUUUCAAGUGAUAAGCGUUCAGUAUGUGACCAGGCAAGAGGCAGCUUAACUGCAGCUGUUAGUUCCUGCAAUUCAGGGAAUGAAGGUGAAUCUAUGACGUGCUUGAAUACUGAAGACUCUCACUCGGUGCCAGAGGAGUGCAGAAGCUCAUGUUCACAUGGGGAUUCGAUGGAGAAUCACAGGGAUAUAGAUAUUGAGUCAAUUUCUGAUUCUAGAUCUAUUUCUGUUACUUCUGACUCUAUACCUAGGCAUCAAUUUCUCGAGGGUGAUGCCUCUCAAGAAGCAUCAACAUCUAGUUCUGGAUUUGUUUUGUUGGACAGUGAGCUUGGAGUAACUACUCAAGAUGUGCUACAUGUUGAUGUGGUGAGUAUCUCUUCCAACAUUUUAUCUCGUAGCAUUGCUGAUAUAGGCAGUCGAGAAACAAGAAGAAACAGUAGGAGGCUCUUUUGGGAUGCUAUAUCAAGACGCAGUUUGAGGAGGGAUAGUGAUUCUCCAACCAUUGUUUUUGCAACUGGUCAUGCUGAUGAUCUAGGAUCUCGUGACAGAUGGCUAAUUAAUUUGAGUGGUGAUCUCCAUUAUGAUGGAGUUGGAUUUGAUUCUGGUUAUGGGACUGGCAGAAAUCAUAGCAGAAGUGAACAAAGACAGCCAACAAGAUCUGAGGUAUCUGAAAGAGUGCUUGAAGGCCUUGGUAGCCGAGUUCCACAACAAAAUCUUUGCUCAUCAGGCCUUCAUCCUGAUGGUACAUGUUCAUGUGAACCAUUACUCACAACUGAAGAGUUCAGUACCCUUGCAAGUAUUUCACGAAUAAUUAUGCUUGCUGAGGCCUUAUUUGAGGUCAUGGAUGAGAUUCAUCGACAAUCUUUCACACUUUCUCUAUCUACGCUUUCGCUUCCAGCUCCAGAUUCUGUUGUGGACUCGUUUCCACUCAAGUCUCACAAGAAGUUAGGAGCUGUAGACAAUGCACCCACAGAUAUCCAACAGUGUCACAUUUGUUUGGCCGAGUAUGAAGAGGGCGACAAACUGAGGGUCCUUCCUUGCCGCCAUGAGUACCAUAUGCUUUGUAUCGAUAAAUGGCUUAAGGAAGUAAAUCGGGUUUGCCCAGUCUGCAGGUUCGAUGUUUGUGAGAAUCCUGGGAUUGAUUCUGCCUCAAAUUCAGAAGCUUCUUAACAAUGGUGCUAAUUUUAAAUACAAAACAGAUUUAGGAUGAAAUGUCAGUAUUGUAAUAGCUGUGAGAUUGUAAAUGUAUAGGAGUAAUACAUUUAGGUAAAAAAGUAACAAUGUUGUAUGAAGAAGUGUCAUAUAGCAGUGAAAAUUUCUUAUUUUCCUUUCA
Nicotiana tabacum (common tobacco) is the source of this 1785-nucleotide messenger RNA. RefSeq lists its product as uncharacterized. The record is from RefSeq and is a predicted model, not a curated record. Lineage: Eukaryota; Viridiplantae; Streptophyta; Magnoliopsida; Solanales; Solanaceae.